This is a messenger RNA of Pistacia vera, 1298 nucleotides long. Its product is annotated as syntaxin-71-like. Gene Ontology annotation, cellular component: SNARE complex; membrane; endomembrane system. NCBI's taxonomy places the organism in Eukaryota, Viridiplantae, Streptophyta, Magnoliopsida, Sapindales, Anacardiaceae. The transcript has 8 exons. The coding region runs from base 510 to 1298 and encodes 262 amino acids. Gene Ontology annotation, biological process: intracellular protein transport; vesicle fusion. The record is from RefSeq and is a predicted model, not a curated record. Gene Ontology annotation, molecular function: SNARE binding; SNAP receptor activity.
AUAAUAAUACAUACAUAUAUCUUGAGAAAUCAGGUUAAUUAUAUCUUGUUAGUUUAGAUGUACAUCUCUUUUUAUUAUUAAUAAUAAUUUAUAAAAUUCUAUAUUAAAUAACUGCUUUAUUAAUAAAAAAUACGGCCCACUGUUAUGAUACAUAAAGAACUUGUCGGGUCGGGUGAUGCUCGAAGAAAUAUGAACGGCUCAAUCUCAUGCCAUGCGUUAUUGGUUAAUGGGUAGUGAGGAUUGUCAUACGGUGGUGUAAAAAUAUAAACGCCUUGUCGUUCUCUAAAAUACGUGGAUGAGAAAAAUACGACCGUUCUGUACAUUUUGAACCCGGCGAAAGGAAAAAGGACCGUUAAAAGAGUCGAUGCUGUCAUCUCCUUCCUCUUCGCUCAACGGCUUGGUUUUUUCUCCCAAAAUAGAAAAGAGCACAACAAUGAUAAGAAAUCAGAGACAGAAAAUAAUCCAUUUCUCUUCUGCACCAGAGAAAUCAAGGGAAAGAGAGAAGAAGAAUGAGCGUGAUCGACAUCCUCUUCAGAGUCGACGACAUUUGCAAGAAGUACGAAAAGUAUGAUCUCGACAAACAGCGCGAUCCGAAUUCCCAAGCCGAUGAUGCCUUCGCUCGCCUUUAUACUGCUAUUGAAACCGAAGUCGAGAAAGCUCUUCAUAAAGUAGAAGCGGCUUCGAGGGAUACAAAUAGGGCGGCUGCUGUUGCAAUGAAUGCGGAGGUUCGUCGGACCAAGGCUCGAUUAAAGGAGGAAUAUCCUAAGCUGCAGAAAUUUGCUCGCAAGAAGGUCAAAGGGCUUUCAAAAGAAGAACAAGAAACUCGUAAUGAUCUGGUCCUUGCACUUUCAGAUAGGAUUGAUGCAAUUCCAGAUGUGACCACAACUGCAUCUAAUGCAACUGGGGGAUGGGAAACUUCAUCAUCUAAUAAAAAUAUAGUGUUUGACUCAUCAGAUGGGAACUUUAGCAGUGAUUUCUUCCAACAAACCAAAGAAUCAAAUCAAUUUAGGCAAGAAUAUGAAAUGCGGAAAAUGAAACAGGAUCAAGGUCUUGAUAUUAUUUCAGAGGGUUUGGAUACUUUGAAAAACUUGGCGGAUGAUAUGAAUGAGGAGUUGGAUAGGCAAGUUCCAUUAAUUGAUGAAAUUGAUACAAAGGUGGACAAGACAACAGCUGACCUGAAAAAUACUAAUGUGAGGCUCAAGAAAACUCUUCAUCAGGUGAGGUCAAGUCGGAACAUCUGCAUCGACAUCAUUUUGCUGUGCGUAUUACUAGGGAUCGUCAGCUAUAUAUACAAGUAA